CGUAAUAAUCGUGCGGGCAGCGUGUGGGAGGUUUAGCAAUUUUCGCCCAGACACUGACUAGACUCGACCCUCCAGCCCUAACUAUUCCUGUUCCGUUCUCCUCCCCCUCGCCGGCGCCCUGGCGGCCUCCCCUCGCGCCGGCGUGCCACCAAUCGACGCCUCUUAGCUACUUUCUCCGGUUAGCCCCAUAGCAUCGCAGUACCCUCUCCACCGAGCGCGUCUCCACCCAGGCACCCUUCUAACUUCUAAGCGCGCUACGCCACCUCUCGUCCUUCUCUCUAGGAUUCCUCCUCCCCCUGCUGCCGCUGCUCCCCGUUCCUCCUCCAAUCCAAAUCCCCUUCCGUUCUGUGAGGGACACUCCAGUCCAUCCUGCUUGUUGCGGAGUUUGUUUGGUGCGUGGUGCUCUGGUGGAGUAUUUAGCAGUUGAUUUCCCAAAAAUCUUGGGGUUUCAACUGAACCCCCAUGCCCUAUAUUAAGGGUCGUAAGUCAUGCAGUUCGAUGAUGAUCGGGACAUUGGUGUCGGUGGUGUCAAUGGCGAAGUUGAUGACAAGGUGGACGAGCCUACCAGCUGUUCAGAUGCCUACGCUGUGGCAUCAGCGCAAAUGCUACACCUCAUAUGCGUCGCGGACCGGAGGGACGAAGGACUUUAUGCAAUGCAUGUGGCAUAGCAUGGGCAAAGGGGAAAAUGAGAAAAGUUAUUGAUUCUGAUGCCCACGUAGAUGAUGCUGCAAUUGCAAAAAUGGUGCCAGAACUUGGCAUGGAAUUUGACAAUGAAGAUAAAGCAUAUGAGUUCUACAACAGGUAUGCUGGACAUGUGGGCUUUAGUGUUCGUAAGAGUUCAUCAGACAAAUCAGCUGAAAACAUCACAAGGUCAAGAACCUUUGUAUGCUCGAGAGAAGGUUUCCGUAAGGACAAGAAAGGAGCUAAAGAAGUUAAGAGGCCACGACCAGAAACAAGAAUAGGAUGCCCUGCACGGAUGACAAUUAAGAUUACAUCGGAUGGGAAAUAUCGUAUUGCAGAAUUUGUAGCAGACCAUAACCAUCAGCCAGCACCUCCAUCAACCAUGCAUAUGCUGAGAUCUCAGAGAGUACUUACCGAGCUGCAAACAACGGAAGCAGACUCCUCAGAAGAUUCAACAACACCGUCAAGGUUUUCUAGUGGUUCUUUAGCGUGGCAAGCAGGGCCAGCUGGAAGCGUCAACUUCCUCCCUGCUGAUUAUAGGAGUUCACUUCGUUCAAAGCGUAUGAAAAACAUGCAACCCGGUGAUGCAGGAGCUGCUGUAAAGUACUUGCAGAGCAUGCGGAUGAAUAAUCCUUCAUUCUUUUAUGCUUUUCAGCUUGAUGAGGAUGACAAACUGACCAACAUUUUCUGGACUGAUUGCAAAUCUAGAAUUGACUUCAACUACUUUGGCGAUGUGGUCUGUUUGGACACAACCUACAAAAUAAAUGCACAUGGCAGGCCAUUAACACUCUUCCUUGGAGUGAAUCACCAUAAGCAAAUUUCCAUAUUCGGUGCAGCUUUGCUUUAUGACGAAUCAACAGAGUCUUUCAAGUGGUUGUUUGAAACAUUCAAGAUUGCCACAGAUGGAAAGCAGCCAAAAACAAUCUUGACUGAUCGAUCAAUGGCAGCAACGGCUGCCAUAACAGCAGCAUGGCCAGGUACAAUUCAUUGCCUUUGUCCAUGGCAAGUGUACCAAAAUGCUGUCAAACACCUUAAUCACAUCUUCCAAGGCUCUAAGACAUUUGCAAAGGAUUUCAGCAAAUGUGUUUACGAGUAUGAGGAAGAAGCGGACUUCUUGCUAGGAUGGACAACUAUGCUAGAGAAGUAUGAUCUCAGAAACAAUGAAUGGCUUCGUAAAUUGUUUGAAGAUCGAGAUAAAUGGGCUUCAGUGUACACUAGGGAUGUAUUCACUGCAGAUAUAAAAAGUUCAUUACAGUCAGAAAGUAUCGGUAGUGUCUUGAAGAAGUACUCGAGUCCACAGUUUGAUCUGUCAUCUUUUUUCAAGCAUUUUGAAAGAUCACUGGAUGAGCAUCGAUAUGCUGAGCUGCAAGCUGAUUUUCAUGCAAGCCAAAGCUUCCCAAGAAUACCUCCCUCCAAGAUGCUUAGACAAGCUGCUAGCAUGUACACACCAGUGGUUUUUGAAAUUUUUCGCAGAGAGUUUGAGAUGUUUGUGGAUUCAGUGAUUUAUAGUUGUGGGGAGGCUGGGACUGCAUCUGACUAUAGAGUAGCCGUAACAGAUAAACCUGGGGAGCACUAUGUUAAGUUUGAAUCCAGUGACUUCUCUGUUUUUUGCAGUUGCAAAAAGUUUGAAUCAAUGGGUAUCCAGUGCUGCCAUGUGUUGAAGGUUUUUGACUUCAGAAAUAUAAAAGAGUUACCACACAAAUAUUUCAUGGGAAGAUGGAAGAAGGACGCAAAGUCUGUAAAUACAGGCAAUCAAGAAUUUCUGAAUGAUGGAGCUUCACAAACUACCUGCUCUUCUUUAAAUGCUCCUGGGCCAUUUAUAGAUCACCAACACAUGCAAACAAAUAAUCAGCCUAACCAUGAUUCUUCUGUUUCUAACUUCCACCGGCAAGGCCUUCAUGGAGAUGCACAAGGAAAUCAGGGUUAUACUCCCUUAGCUGGGAUGCAUCAGCAACAGUUCACCGGAAAUUUUCACCUUAACAUUGGAACAGGUUUUUGAUUAAUAAAAUGGAACUGGGGCUUUGACCCAGUUGGUCCAGAAACCAUGAAACAGGCUGCUAUCUUUGCAAAUCUUGUGUAAAUUAUAAUGUGUGUUCCUGUAGUAUUAGAAAUGUCAAUCCAGUUAGCUUUCUGGAAACUAUCUUUAGACGCUGCUGAAUAGUCGGACCUUGGAAUCGGUAUGUUCGUUCCAGUUGGAAGUUUGUUUAAUGUUAUAGAGAAUGGAAGUUCCACUGGCA
Molecule: messenger RNA, 2918 nt
Organism: Phragmites australis (common reed)
Lineage: Eukaryota; Viridiplantae; Streptophyta; Magnoliopsida; Poales; Poaceae
Product: protein FAR1-RELATED SEQUENCE 5-like
Exons: 5
Coding region: 617-2680 (687 amino acids)
Biological process (GO): regulation of DNA-templated transcription
Molecular function (GO): sequence-specific DNA binding; zinc ion binding
Source: RefSeq, a predicted model, not a curated record